AUGCCUCAUUUUCCUGAAGAAAUCGAAUACAGUGAUAAAUAUUAAGAUGAAUAUUAUGAAUAUAGGCACGUUAUAUUGCCAAAAGCAUUAUUUAAAAAGAUUCCUAAGGGUAGAUUAUUAGAAGAAAUGGAAUGGAGGUCUUUAGGAGUUUAAUAAAGUAGAGGAUGGGUACAUUAUGAAGUACAUAAACCAGAACCUCAUAUUUUAUUGUUCAGAAGGCCUUUAGGAACUGAUUUAUAAACUGGAUUACCCCCUCCUGGAUUUAAAGCACCUUAUUGA
Messenger RNA from Ichthyophthirius multifiliis, 279 nucleotides. RefSeq lists its product as hypothetical. Gene Ontology annotation, molecular function: protein kinase binding; cyclin-dependent protein serine/threonine kinase activator activity; histone binding. Gene Ontology annotation, cellular component: cyclin-dependent protein kinase holoenzyme complex; SCF ubiquitin ligase complex. The record is from RefSeq and is a predicted model, not a curated record. Lineage: Eukaryota; Ciliophora; Oligohymenophorea; Hymenostomatida. The transcript has a single exon. Gene Ontology annotation, biological process: regulation of mitotic cell cycle.